This is a messenger RNA of Setaria italica (foxtail millet), 1313 nucleotides long. Its product is annotated as quinone-oxidoreductase QR1, chloroplastic. Lineage: Eukaryota; Viridiplantae; Streptophyta; Magnoliopsida; Poales; Poaceae. The record is from RefSeq and is a predicted model, not a curated record. Gene Ontology annotation, molecular function: oxidoreductase activity. The coding region runs from base 199 to 1218 and encodes 339 amino acids. The transcript is spliced from 4 exons.
CGGCAACUUAUAUAAACAGCAGGCGCGCGCACGGUGACUCCCCACUUCGUGUCAGCGCCGCCGCUCAACGCAUCACACCAGAGCUCAGACCGGCUCUCUCAAGGCAGACAGACUCACCGUUCUGCAGCCCGGUGCCAUCCACCUUCCCCUCCUCACCUCCCCCUCGCGGCGGCGCCCUGCAAGCUAACGCCACCGGCCAUGGCUGCGCGGUCUGGCACGAUGCGCGCCGUGCAGUACGACAGAUACGGCGGCGGAGCACAGGGCCUCAAGCACGCGGAGGUGCCGAUCCCGUCGCCGAACAAGGGCGAGGUGCUCAUCAGGAUGGAGGCCACCAGCAUCAACCAAGUCGACUGGAAGUUCCAGAAGGGCGUCGCCCGGCCCGUCAUGCCCAGGAAGUUCCCCUUCAUCUCAGGUUUCGAUCUAGCCGGAGAAGUCGUGGAGGUGGGCGCUGGGGUCAGCGACUUCAAACCGGGGGACAAGGUCAUAGCCAUCAACUUCCCGAACGGCGGCGGGCUCGCCGAGUACGCCGUGGCGUCGGCCUCCCUGACGGUGCCAAGACCGCCGGAGGUGUCCGCGGCCCAAGGCGCCUGCCUCCCGAUCGCCGCGGUCACCGCGCUCCGCUCCCUGCAGAGAGCCGGGGUCAGCCUGGACCCUGACGGCACCGCGGCCGGCCGCAAGAACGUGCUGGUCACCGCGGCGUCCGGCGGCGUCGGCCACUUCGCCGUGCAGCUGGCCAGGCUGGGCGGGCACCGCGUCACGGCCACGUGCGGCGCGCGCAACCUCGGCCUCGUCGUGGACCAGCUGGGCGCCGACGAGGCGCUGGACUACGGGACCCCCGAGGGCGCCGGGCUGCGGAGCCCCUCCGGGAGGAAGUACGACGCGGUGGUGCACUGCGCGGCGGCGGCGGGGGUGCCGUGGUCCGCGUUCCGGCGGGUGCUCGCCGACGCGGGCACGGUCGUGGACAUCACGCCCGGGUUCGCGGCCGGCGCCACCGCGAUCCUCCAGAUGGUGACCUUCUCGAAGAAGAGGCUGGUGCCGCUGUUGGUGACGCCCAGAAAGGAUGAGAUGGAGCUGCUGGUGGGCAUGGUGAAGGAGGGGAGGCUCACGGCGGUGAUCGACUCCAGGUAUCCGUUGAGCAGGGCGCAGGAGGGCUGGGCCAGGAGCAUGAGCGGGCACGCCACCGGCAAGGUCGUCGUGGAAAUGGGAGGCGAGGAGUGAGAACGGUGCAGUAUGUAACAAAUAGUAGAGCUUGUGUGGUUCAGAAAUGGCCUAGAGGCACCAAAUAAAUUAUCAGUUAUCACAGCCUUACACUA